This is a messenger RNA of Eruca vesicaria subsp. sativa (arugula), 1765 nucleotides long. The record is from the annotation of a GenBank genome assembly. NCBI's taxonomy places the organism in Eukaryota, Viridiplantae, Streptophyta, Magnoliopsida, Brassicales, Brassicaceae.
ACUUGCUACCCGAAGUCCGAAGAGAAGAGAAGCGUCACUCUCGCUUGCCGAAAUCAGAUGGCGUCGUCAGAUACGUCGUGCUGCGGAGCCGCGUUCUGGUUCGACCUGGUGAUCAUCAUAGCUCUCGUCGCCUUCGCUGGGCUGAUGGCAGGUCUAACCCUCGGUCUGAUGUCUCUCGGAUUAGUCGAUCUCGAAGUUCUCAUCAAAUCCGGCCGUCCUCAAGAUCGAAUCAACGCCGGUAAGAUAUUUCCAGUAGUGAAGAAUCAGCAUCUGUUGCUCUGUACCCUUUUGAUCGGAAACUCUAUGGCUAUGGAGGCUCUGCCAAUAUUCUUGGAUAAAAUUGUGCCUCCAUUGGCUGCUAUUGUUAUCUCAGUCACUCUCAUUCUUGUCUUUGGAGAGAUAAUGCCACAGGCUGUUUGCACUCGGUACGGGCUCAAGGUUGGAGCCAUAAUGGCUCCUUUAGUUCGUGUUCUUCUCAUUCUCUUCUUCCCUAUUGCUUAUCCUAUCAGUAAGGUUCUUGAUUGGAUGUUGGGUAAGGGACAUGGUGUUCUUUUACGGAGAGCUGAGCUCAAGACAUUCGUGACUUUCCAUGGAAAUGAGGCUGGGAAAGGUGGAGAUCUUACAACCGAUGAGACUUCCAUCAUCACAGGUGCACUUGAAUUGUCAGAAAAGACAGCAAAAGAUGCAAUGACUCCCAUAUCCAACGCAUUCUCCCUGGAUCUUGAUUCAACUCUUAAUCUAGAAACUUUGAAUACAAUCAUGUCAGUUGGUCAUAGCAGAGUUCCAGUUUAUUUCAGAAAUCCUACACAUAUAAUUGGCCUCAUUCUGGUUAAAAAUCUUCUGGCAGUUGAUGCAAGAAAAGAAGUUCCUCUGAGGAAAAUGAUCAUGAGAAAGAUUCCACGUGUAUCUGAAACCAUGCCCUUAUACGAUAUCCUAAACGAGUUCCAGAAAGGCCACAGCCACAUUGCAGUUGUCUAUAAGGAUCUUGACGAGCAUAAAGUAUCUCCCGAAACAAGUGAGAAUGGUAUUGAGCGCAGAAAAAACAAAAAAACUAAAGAUGAGUUGUUUAAGGACAGUUGCAAGAAACCAAAAUCUCAGAUUGAAGUAUCAGAGAAGGAAGUAUUCAAAAUUGAAUCCGGAGAUGCAAAAUCCGGUAAGAGUGAGAACGGUGAGGAGCAGCAGGGGAAGACGACUCUCACCGCUGCUCCAGCUAAGAAGCGACAUAGAGGCUGUUCCUUCUGCAUUUUGGAUAUCGAGAACUCUCCUAUACCUGAUUUCCCUCCGAAUGAAGAGGUUGUAGGCGUUAUCACCAUGGAGGACGUCAUCGAAGAGCUUCUUCAGGAAGAGAUCCUUGACGAAACCGAUGAGUAUGUGAACAUCCACAACAGGAUAAGAGUUAACAUGCAUGCUUCCCAGGAAAAUCUACCAAGCGUGAUAACCUCUAUCACGCAAUCAUCAUCUGGUUCAACUAGUCCCAACCGAACAUCUCAUAUGGCCACACCAGAUUCGAGUCCUACAACAAAGCCAUUAGGAAAUCUGUAGAUUGUUCCCACUCUAUGGCUCCAAAACAUGAAUAUUCAAUAUAAUUUCUUGAUGAAGAUAAGAUAGAUAGUUAAAAAGGAUUUAACUUAUUAAAACACUGCUUUUUCUUUUGUUAAUGUUUUGGUGUUUGAGAUCGAAUACUUGUUAGUGGUUUGAUGGUUUAUUUAUUUGUACGUAAAGAAGAGGAUGGGUCUUUUCUGAACAAAUAUAAUACAAGAUUCUA